AUGCCUAACAUUUGGAUCAAUUGCUCAGUGAUACUGGAAGAGAAGAUCACAGCAGCAUUGUAUGUAAAUCCAGAGCAACUGCAGGAAUUGCAGUGGUUCAAACGGUUGUCAUCUUGUGCAGCAGUAAUGGAGGCAGUGAACAUCCAGCUGCCAGAAGCCAUAGCAACAGAACACACAGCCAUUGCUUAUAGUCCAUUGCAAUGUACUCAGAACCUCCUUUCAGCAAAGCGUUCAUUACCUGUGCAUGCAAGGUACCAGCCACCAAUUCCAGGUGGUGGCCAUGUUGAUGGACACUUGAAUUCUCCACGCCUGUUUCUCCACUGCUUAGAGGAUACCUGCCUAAGAGCAAAGGCGCGAACAGUUGCUCCUCCAGAACAAACUGCGAACUAA
Messenger RNA from Schistocerca piceifrons (Central American locust), 390 nucleotides. RefSeq names its product phosphatidylinositol-glycan biosynthesis class X protein-like. Lineage: Eukaryota; Metazoa; Arthropoda; Insecta; Orthoptera; Acrididae. Gene Ontology annotation, biological process: GPI anchor biosynthetic process. The record is from RefSeq and is a predicted model, not a curated record. Gene Ontology annotation, cellular component: endoplasmic reticulum membrane. Bases 1 to 390 code for a protein of 129 amino acids. The transcript has a single exon.